This is a messenger RNA of Anarrhichthys ocellatus (wolf-eel), 1563 nucleotides long. RefSeq names its product actin-related protein 2. NCBI's taxonomy places the organism in Eukaryota, Metazoa, Chordata, Actinopteri, Perciformes, Anarhichadidae. The coding region runs from base 118 to 1302 and encodes 394 amino acids. The record is from RefSeq and is a predicted model, not a curated record. The transcript is spliced from 9 exons.
UCUGCUUACCUGUCAGUUGUAGUCACUGCUAAAUUCAUUUAUUAUAGUCUUGGAUUUGUCAUUUGUUGGUGAAACUCCUGUCCUGACAGGAGGGAGUUGAGCUGUAUUUGUUUAAGCAUGGACAGCGAGGGGAGAAAAGUGGUGGUCUGUGACAAUGGGACAGGGUUUGUCAAGUGUGGCUUCGCUGGAUCCAACUUCCCCGACCACAUCUUCCCUGCCAUGGUGGGUCGACCGAUCAUACGAUCCAACACCAAAGUGGGCAACAUUGAGAUAAAGGACCUGAUGGUGGGUGAUGAGGCCAGCGAGUGCCGCUCCAUGCUGGAGGUGUCCUACCCGAUGGAGAACGGCAUGGUGCGCAGCUGGGAAGACAUGCUCCACCUGUGGGACUACACCUUCGGCCCCGACCGCCUGGACGUCAACCCGCCAGAAUGCAAGAUCCUGCUGACCGAGCCGCCCAUGAACCCCACCAAGAACCGGGAGAAGAUCACGGAGGUCAUGUUUGAGACGUACCAGUUCCACGGCAUUUAUGUGGCAAUCCAGGCUGUGCUCACUCUGUAUGCUCAGGGUUUGCUGACCGGUGUGGUCCUCGACUCGGGGGACGGUGUCACCCACAUCUGUCCCGUGUAUGAGGGCUUUUCUUUACCCCACCUCACACGCCGGCUGGACAUCGCAGGACGGGACAUCACGCGGUACCUCAUCAAGCUCCUGCUCCUCCGAGGUUACGCCUUCAACCACACGGCCGACUUUGAGACUGUGCGUUUGUUGAAGGAGGAGCUCUGCUAUGUGGGAUACAACAUCGAGCAGGAGCAGCGCCUGGCUUUAGAGACCACCUACCUGGUGGAGACGUUCACGCUCCCUGACGGCCGGCAGGUGAAGGUGGGUGGAGAGAGGUUCGGGGCCCCUGAGGCUCUCUUCCAGCCUCAUCUCAUUAACGUGGAGGGAGCAGGAGUGGCGGAGCUGCUGUUUAACACCAUCCAGGCUGCAGACAUCGACCUCAGGGCAGACUUCUAUAAGCACAUUGUUCUGUCAGGAGGGUCCACCAUGUACCCGGGACUUCCAUCCAGACUAGAGAGAGAGAUCAAGCAGCUCUACCUGGAGAGGGUGCUGGACGGAGACACUAAGAAACUAUCAAAGUUUCGGAUCCGCAUCGAGGACCCUCCCCGGCGUAAACACAUGGUAUUCCUGGGCGGCGCGGUGCUCGCCAACAUCAUGAAAGACAAGGACUCCUUCUGGCUGAACCGGGCAGACUACGAGGAGAAAGGCCUGGGAGUGCUGCAAAAACUGGGAGGUGGAAUCAGAUAAAAAAAACAACAACAUCACCCAGAUAUUUCAGCUUUUAUAUCAACUUCUCACCUCUUAUAGCCUGGCAUGCUGGAUGAAAAAGCUUGUACUCAAUGUACAGUACUUCACGGGAAAUGGCGCUCCUUCAUUCCUGCUAGUGCUGGAACAAUAUUUAGAUUAAUCGACUGACAAAAAAGUGACAAUUGUCUUUGAUGGCCAAGUUUUUCUUUCUUUAUAUCAUUUAAAAGUGGACAUGCUUGAGUUUUCUGACAUGUCAUAGAC